This is a messenger RNA of Pectinophora gossypiella (pink bollworm), 3521 nucleotides long. It is a transcript of the gene crm, whose product is annotated as protein cramped. NCBI's taxonomy places the organism in Eukaryota, Metazoa, Arthropoda, Insecta, Lepidoptera, Gelechiidae. Gene Ontology annotation, molecular function: chromatin binding. Gene Ontology annotation, biological process: pattern specification process. Bases 148 to 3483 code for a protein of 1111 amino acids. Gene Ontology annotation, cellular component: nucleus. The record is from RefSeq and is a predicted model, not a curated record. The transcript is spliced from 20 exons.
CGAGAAAAAAUAUUGUUUCAAAAAAUGUCGUCCUUUCUUUUGUGGACAGUGAAUUCUUGAAUGAAAAAACAUGUUUAUUUGUCAAUAUAUUAUGUUAAUUCUGUUUAGAAAUAUAAGUUAAUAAGUUGACGAAUUAAUGCUAUAACGAUGCCGAAUAAAGAAGCCAUUCGCAGUCAGACAUCUGAGGCCAAGUUGGUGGCAAGCCCGGUUCAUCAGGUAGCUAAUCCAAAGGCUGCUGGGGUGACUCCGAAAGUGACUGUGGCCAAGGUAGUGGUCAAAGAAGCUAUGUCACCAACAACCCCAACACAGAACUCCGAACCAGAACGCACGGAACUACUGGGGUCGCUGACGACGCAACAGCAGCAACGCACCAGCGCCAGGGUCAUAAAAAAACUGCGAUUGGAGCCCCUAGUCGACAAGGACAAGAGAGGAAAAAGGCCUGAUGGGACUGAUGAUAUACCAGAAUGUGAGACGCCAAUUAAAAUAGACGAAAAGGAACCGUUAAAAUUCCCCACUGUGAAGCAACGUAUGCCCAAAGCUUUAUGGUCAACAGAUGAAAAGAGCCUGUUCUUUGAAGCCCUCAACGAGUAUGGGAAAGACUUUGACGCGAUCACAGCCUAUAUUUGUGCUAAAAUGAAGAAGAAAGGAAUGACUGAUGCUAACAACUUGAAGACUAAGACGCAAGUCAGCCAUUUUUACUACAGAACGUGGCAUAAGCUAUCGAAACACGUGCAGUUUGAUGAGAACGUAAAGAAAGUAGCGCAAGAGUUGUACGCGUUGAUAAACUACGGUGAACUCCGGAAGAAGUUGGUGUCGGUGAAUGAGAAGACUUGCGCGCGACUCGGCGAGAUGGUGCUCGGGGGGAGCAUGGUGGUGCGCGCGCGCGGCAGGAACCUGAGGGUGCGCACGCCCAUGUGUCGAGCGCUCAGGAAGCUCAACCAGAUAACAGAGCGGUCGUGCGGGCUGCGCGUGUGGUCGCGCGCGCAGGUGGUGCUGCGCGCGCGGCACGCGGCGGCGUGGGCGCGCGUGCAGGCGGCCGCGCACAACCCGCGCGCCGCGCUGUCGGCGCCGCUGCGCACGCCGCUGCGGGCGCUCGUGCGCGCGCUGCAGCUGCGCUGGGCCGGCACCCGCAAAUACAGAGUGGAAAAAAUACUAGAACCGACAACAGAUGAAGUUAAGGAAAAUGAGGACAUCGUCCCAGAGUUGUCAACCAGGCCUGCUUGUCUCGCAGAAGAUGAUGAACUGGAUAAUCAUUUAGGAUUGGAAACCGAUAGGCUGAUCGUGCAAGAACUAAAGCUGCCAAAGAAACCAGUGUUGCACGUGGGACCUCGGUUGAACGCAGAUAUACACAUACCUGCGAUAAGUCCAAGUGAGCAACUGUCCAGUCAGAAGAUAUGCUUCUCAUCUUAUCUGGAGAGAAUGUGCUCGCAACGCCGGGAUAAGAAUAGUGGAGCAAAAAUCAGGACGCCGAAACGGCAACGAAAAGACAGCACAUCAGAAACUAAAGAAACGGAACCCAAAAAGUUUAAGCUUGAAGAUGACCCGGUGAAACUUAUAAAUAUAGAUGAAACUGCAAUAGAUGGCAUUGAACUGAUGGCCCAUUACAAACAUAACCAAGACGAUGAAGAGAAACCCAGCACAGAAGAUGAGAAAGACCUGAAAUCAGAAGAAACAGCAGAAGAAGAAGUAGAAACAGAAAGAGACAAAGAUAUUGAAACUGAUAAAGAGAUGUCAGAGAGAGAUAAAGAUAUGUUAGAAAGAGAGAAGGAUUUAUCAGAAAAAGAGAAGGACAGCUUGUCGGAAAUGGAAGAUGAUGAGAAAUAUAACAAAAGUGAAAGUGACAAUGAGAGUGACCACGGGAAAGAGAAGGCAAAGGAGAGGAAGUUCAAAAAUCUCAAGGUAAAAUUCCGCAUACGACCCAAGAAACGUGGAGGUAUGUACGCCGUAGUGAUAGAGAAGGAGCAAGAGGAAGGGCUGAGCAAAGAGGAACCUUCGAAGGAAGAGGAAGCCAAGCCUGAGAUAGACGUCGACUUGGCGAUCAGACAAGUGAGGAAGGGCUGGAGUAUGUAUGAUGCUGGGGAUCUGACGAUAGGAGACCUGUAUCUUAUGUUCGGAUCCCGUUCAAAGCUCGAGCUAGACUACUGGUGGGCAGAGCCAACCCCGCCACUGCCGCGCAAUAAUAACACUAUACCUGACUCACUCGCACCCACGUGUGACAAGGAAAAGAAAGAGAAAGCUGAAAAGAUGCCAGACAAAGACAGCGCUAUAGAGGACAGCGAGCGAGCGAGAGAGAGCGAUACAGAUAUAUUCUCGCCCAAGAACACAUACAGUCAGGAUAGCAAUGAUGCAUUGUCCGGCGAUGAAAGGAAAAGCGAACAAACAGCGUCUCCGGAUCACAAGUCAUCAUCAGCUAACGCCACUUUCAAGCUGGUCAGCAAACUCAUCAACCGACCUGCGCCGCCGGCCCAGACCAACAACACAAACAACGGUUUCUCGCAGCUUAGUGAUCGGUUGAAACGUCUACUGGCGUUGGUGGGUAACACUCACGUCGCAGCCGGCUCGGGGCCGAUAGCGCGAUGUACGUGCGGACACGUGUGCCCACAACAGAGAAGACAGGUUCAGAAGCAAAUAUGCGCACCGCAAUGUACGUCCCAAAUGCCGCCGAAAGCUGAAGAUAAUUCAACAGUGUUCCGACAUCCAACGCCUAUUGCUCCGAGACCUGACAACGAAGCCCAAAAGUCGUUAAACUUAUUAGAAGGGUUGCCGCGCUGGCGCCGCGGCCGCCCGCGCGGUCGUCCACGGGACACGACCGACCGACGAGUGGUCGUCCAGCGACUGCUGCCCUUACUGCCCAAACUGCCGCCCCCCAGCAAUUUGAUACCAGUCAAAAUUGUGCCAAAUUCGCCGCCACCAUUGCCGAGAAUUUUGCCGAAACCACCAGUUACGUCGACUUCAGACUUAUCCUUCUUCUACGUGCUGAGCGAGUCGAACGGACAAUUUUUCUUCCACGACGGCGAUAGACGGAUACCGAUAACACCGUUGCCUACCAACAAGGCUGGCGACAAACAUACAGAAGAUACAGACAAUGAAACUAUCAAGGAGGAGAUGAAAGAAGACGCAAAGCCGGAGACGUCAAGCGAGGCGUCUUUCACGCUGAAAGACGCCGAAGACUCUACUUCGGCCGUACACAAGACUGAAAACGAUAACCCAGAUAUAGCCAACUUCCUCCCCUCGGAGUCGAUGUCUUUGUCCCCCUCGCGGCUGCUACGCGACUCAGACGGCUGGCUGGAGGGCUCCGUGCAGGACUUCUCGCUCAGCAGCUUCCUCGGACACCUGGAGGGGCGCCCGCAGCCCGACUUAGCGGUGGAAUCCCAGCUUCAAUCUUUGAUGGCAGAAUCAAGUGUGGACUAUGUGGCAAAGUUUGCCGACCUGGCCGCCGAGGUCACCGACGACCACCCACUGCCUGCAGAUGAAUUACUUUAAGCUAUUUCUAAGAGAAAAUAAAUCUAUAAUCGCAAUUA